UGCUGCUUUUCAUGGCAACCAGGCACAAUACUGUUGUUUCGUCCUGGCGAGACCGAAAACAUUUUGCCGGUGCCGUGUCGGAGACCGACUUCAUGGAAACCUGGAUGUCUUAACUUGUUACUCAUUUGUAUUCAUUAAUUCUAGAUAAAUAAUUAUUUGUAAAACUUGUUUUUUCCCGUUAGCUGUCAACUGCAGUGGCACUGUAACGUUAGUUGCCAGCUGUAGCUAACGUUAGCUAACUGAGCGUACGAGGAAAGCAGAGACCGGGUGUGAAUAACACUAACAACAGAGCUGUAAUAACUCCACAGUGUAGAUAAUGAUCAGCAGAAAUGGUGCCUUGCCAGACCCACGUGAUGCUGAAGUGGCAGGAGCAUCUGAACAGCUCCUGGGCGGCGGAGGACAGCCAGACGGCCACGCGCCAGGGGGCUGCAGGACUCUACGCCAAACUGCUACACAAUAAGGAGGUGGUGGGGGUGGCCCAGCCUGUAAUGGACUUGAUUGGCCCACGCCUGCCAGACUUCCAGUAUGAGUCCAGUGCUGCUGAGGAGCGGGAGGAGUACCUGUCGUCGUUACUCCACAGCCAGCGUUGCCUGGCCCACCGUGUGCUGGCCCGGACCCCCUUUGCCCUGGGCCUGCACCACCGCCUCGUGGUCCUCCAGCGGAUAUACUACGCCCUCCACAGCAAGUACCACGACCGCUUCCGAGCACCUGCUCCCCCUCAGACCAUGACUAGCCAGGACAGCGGGGCCAUGGAGCCUGCCUCAGAGCCCUGGCUGCCUGGAGGAGGGUCCAGAGUUAAAUCAGGGACGGACGUUCUGAUCGAGAUGGGCGUACGGACAGGACUGAGUCUCCUCUUCGCCCUGCUGCAGCAGAACUGGCGGUACGCCCGUGAGGACCCCGGAGUGGCGCUGUGUAACGAUGUGUUGGCUACCGCUUCCUCUGUCCUAGCCUCCCUGCCCCCUCUCUCUCUGGCCAACGAGAACAAGAUCCCAGCGGUGGGGUUGGACUGCCUGGCUCAGGUGGCAGACUUCCUGAAGAAGACGUCUGUGAGCUCUGGGAGUGGAGGGGCAGAUCGGGCGGGACGCAGGCUGGCUCUGGAGCUGCUGCUGGGCCUGGCUGUACAGAGGGGCUCCCUGAGAUUCCUGCUGGAGUGGGUGGAGGUGGCUCUGGCUGCCUCCUCUUCCUCUAUAACUUCCUCCACGGGUUCACAACAGUUACAGUCAGAGGGAGGAGUAGGCUAUGACCUCAUCUAUCAAACACUUCUUCAAAUGAGGCAAUACUCGGGUUUCCGUGGAGACUCUCUCAAUUCUCAGGCCCUGAAGAAGGAUGCAGAUGGACUCUGCAGUCUCUCCCACGUUGCUCUCUGCCUGUUUGAAGAGAUCUGUAACCUGGCGUCCAACUGCUUGUGUUCGUGCAGCGCGGGCUCGGCCACCCCUGGAGGAGUGGAGAACGAUGCCGUCAUGGUGUAUGUGUGGGGCAGCAACAGCUCUCACCAGCUGGCUGAGGGCACCUUGGAGAAGAUCUUACAGCCCAAACUGGCACAGGGCUUCAGCGACGCUCAAAUGAUUGAAGCGGGACAGUACUGCACGUUCUCUGUGUCCGCGGACGGAUCAGUGAAGGCUUGUGGGAAGGGCAGCUAUGGCCGGCUGGGUCUGGGGGACUCCAAUAACCAGUCCAUGCCCAAGAAGCUGGCCCUGGAGCCCCCGAGGAACAUGUGUAAGGUUUCCUCGUCCAAGGGCUCUGAUGGCCACACCCUGGCUGUCACAGGGGAGGGAGAGGUCUUCAGUUGGGGCGACGGAGACUAUGGGAAGUUGGGACAUGGAAACAGUGCCACUCAGAAAUACCCCAAGAUAAUACAAGGACCUCUGCUGGGCAAAGUUGUGGUGUGUGUCUCUGCUGGCUACAGACAUAGUGCUGCUGUAACCAACGAUGGAGAGCUGUACACCUGGGGAGAAGGUGACUUCGGCAGACUGGGCCACAGUGACAGCCACAGUCGUAACGUGCCUACGCUGGUGAAGGAUAUCAGUGGAGUGGGUCAGGCGGCCUGCGGUAGCUCUCACACCAUGGCUGUGGCUCAGGACGGACGCAUGGUGUGGUCUUUCGGAGGGGGAGAUAAUGGUAAACUGGGUCACGGGGACACUAACCGUGUGUACCGGCCCAAGGUGAUCGAAGCACUGCAUGGGUUCAUCAUCAGGAAGGUGUGUGCCGGGAGCCAGUCAUCUCUGGCUCUGACCUCUGCUGGACAGGUAUUUGCGUGGGGCUGUGGUUCAUGUUUGGGCUGUGGUUCCUCUGAAACCACAUCUCUGAGACCCAGGUUCAUCGAAGAGCUCAGUGUGACCAAGAUUAUUGAUAUUUCCUGUGGGGACAGCCACUGUCUGGCUCUGUCUCAUGAAAACGAGGUGUAUGCUUGGGGGAACAAUGCCAUGGGGCAGUGUGGCCAGGGACACACCUCUACACCUGUCACCAAGCCGAAGAAAGUGAUUGGUCUAGAAGGAGUGUCAAUCCAGCAGAUCACCGCUGGCACUUCCCACAGCCUGGCCUGGACCGCUGUCCCCACCGACAGGCAGUUGGUGGCAUGGCAUAGACCGUUCUGUGUGGACCUGGAGGAGAGCACCUUUACCUAUCUUCGUAGUUUCCUGGAGAGAUACUGUGACGGGAUAGGAGGAGAAAUGCCCCCUGCACCCUUCCCCUCCAGGAGGGAGCACCACCAGUUUGUCUUGCUGUGUAUGAAGCUGCUGUCCAUACACCUCUCUCUAGCCCAUGCUGGGGGCACAGGGGCCACAGUACUAGGGGCCCAAGGGAGGCCCCUCCGAAACCUGCUCUUCAGGCUCAUAGACUCCAGUGUACCUGAAUCCAUACAACAGGCGGUGAUGAACACUCUGUCCAUCGGAGCGUCUCUGCUGUUGCCCCCCCUCAGGGAGAGAACUGAACUGCUCCACUCACUGCUACCUCAGGGCCCAGAGAGCUGGGAGAGCCUCUCUAAAGGACAGCGUCUGCAGUUGGACAUGGUUCUGAACAGCCUCCAGGAGCAGUCCCAUGUGGCCUCUCUGCUGGGGUACUCCUCUCCUGGGGAGCUGACUGCUGGGGCUGGCCCCCUGGGGCCACCCCUGACCUCCAGCCCAGACCGGCCCAGCCCCAGCCCAGAGGCCCUCCACGACCAUCUCCACCUGGCUGAGAUGCUGCUCAAGACCCUGUUGCUCAGCAUCGGAUUCUACACGGAGCGGGCGUUUGGUGAGCUGGAGAAGAACAGUGACAAGCAGCAGUCCAGCCGGUCCCAGAGACAGACGGAUCCUCCCUCUCACUUCCACCACCUCUUGUCAGCCCUGCACAAACACCUGCUGGCCCAUUGUUACAGCCAGACCAACACAGAGGAUGACAGCAGUGUGACGUUGCUCCACAAACACCUGUGUCUGCUGCUACCCUACACUGCCGAGACCUUCAGGAGGUCCACCAUCUUACUGGAGGAGAGCUCUCUGGACAAGCACGUCAUCCACAAGCUACACACGGUGCUCCUAAGCUCUGUAGCGGGCAGCCUGCUGUGCCAGGUCAUGUAUUCCCUGUUGCUGCUACCCCUGUGGGUGGUACGCCCGCUGCUCACCCACCUGCUCUGUCUGCUGGAGCACCUCAAUGAGUUCAACUGCCUGCUGCCAGACACUGCCCUGCUGGAAGAGAGGGAGUUGGAGGCAGCAUGUUCCGGACAGCUGGAUGACGCUGAAAGGGCAGGUCCUAGCCACGGAGGGGUGGAGGACGACGGAUGGGUGUGGCUUCUGGACCUGGAGAGAUCUGUGGCGCUGGCGAUUGGACGCUGCCUGGGCGGGAUGCUGCAGGGACCGCCCCCCUCUGUCCAAGAGAGGACAUCAGAAUACUGGCUGUGUAACCCUCUCCUCAGGAACGGACUGGAGAUGGACUUUGAACAACUGGACUCCAGCACAGCGUGGCUCACCGAGGCAGUGCUGCUUGGUUGUCCUGAUGCCAAGCUGGCAGACCUGUGUUUGAGCGAGGAGAACAGCAUGUUGGUGGAGCUGGCUCUAGGAUCGUCUAGGGAGCCUGCCGGAGGCCUGUGGAGGAAGAUGAAGGAGUACGCCAUCAGCAGGGACUGGGAUAACAGCGGUCCCUCGGGUGACUCCCUGUUAGAGACGGCGUGUCGCUGCAGCCUGGCUGCUCUCCUCAAACACACAGGGCUACAGGAUGAGGCCUACUGGCAGGACAAGUACGAGCCGUGUGAGAUGCUGAUAGAGAUCUAUGAGAUGGUGUAUAAGAUCAGGAGUGCUCUGCUGGCACACAAAGACUCUCCAGUGACUACAGCCAACACACAGGCCCUGGAUAACAGUAAACAGAGUCCCAGUGGGCAGGACCGGCAGGAACCGGGUCCCUCUGGUAGGGAGCAGCAGGCGGACCGGGGGAAAGAUCAGGACCCUGAGCUGGGGGGUCACAGUGGAGGUCACGGUACUCACCAGGGAGGGCAGUUCCUCCCCACGACUGCAGAACACAACCAGGAGGAGGGGCCAGAGGAGGACACACCCAGCAUCAGCAGUAUGUACCUGCCGGAGGUUCUCCAGUGCUUCCUGGCCACGCGGGAGGCCAUGCAGCUACAGCAGAACGAGACUGUCUACGAGUCUUCCGGGACCUCCACCCUCCCCAGCAGCACAGAGAGCCCCGGUACCCCAGAAAGAGAGCCCCCUAACACGCAGGGCUGGGAGUGGCGGAGGGGGUCUGAAGAGGGCAUGUCAUUCCCUGUAGCCUGUCACCUGGUUGUGUCCCGAUGUGUGUUUCUCCUCUUGGGGGUCCGGCCCGCGUGGCAGGAACAGAGUGAAGAGACAGGGCAGGCGGAGAGCACUGGAGCCAGGAAAUCAACUUCAUCUACAGAUUCCCUACUCAGCCCAAAGGCCGAACAGAGCAGAUUCACCUUGGGCAGUAGAAAACCAUCUGCAGGCCAGUCCAGAAACUCCUUCAAGAAUAGAAUGGGUCUACCACUGUGUUCCCUGGGCAUCAUGAAGGAUGCGUGGGAACGGCUACGCCAGUGCAUCAGCCCCACCACCAGCUCCAUGUGCCAGGGCGGGGCGGGCAGCUCGUCCAGCGUGCUCAGCCAGGUCUUUCACUUCCUGUGUGGGAGCCUGCUCCGUCCGACCCCACCCUCCUCGUUACUGGAGAGAGAGGCAGGCAGCCAGGCAGACCCCAAGGCCAUCACGUUGGCCAUGUACCAACAACAGCAGAGGGCAGAGGUCCGUCUAGAGGCGUUGUGCCAGAUCUCUUCCUUCCUGUCUGAGAUGGAGGAGAAGAGUAGUGGUUCAGGCUCCUCUCCCCCCUUGCGGUUCCCUGGCUUGUUACAAUCUGUUCAACUGCAGUUCCUGUCUGGCUGCUUCGGACUGGGGACACCUAUCACAGGCUGCCAGUCUGGAGACAACGACCAGAUGUACCACUACACUUCUGGGACCCAGUCGGCGUCUAUGUUUACCCAGAGAGAGCUGCAGUCUGCUGCCCACACCCUCUACCAGCAGGUGGUCCGUGUCCUGAGACAGAAGGUCCUCACGGAGAGGGAACAGACAGGCUCCUACCAGCCUCUGCUGUUGGCCACAGUGUUUGCCUUGAAUUUCCACUACCAGCCAGUAGAUCUGGUGGUGGUCUGUAAGUCUGGCAUCCUGGAGAUCCUGUCGUUGCUGACAGACAACACGUGUGUUCUGAUGAACCAGCGCUGGCUGGUAGCCUCUGUGUCAGGAAGCAUGCUGCUGAAUGGAGCCGUAAAACUGGCCUGUGCCCGGCUACUGCAGAUACUGGCCAUCGCUGCUAGUUCGUGUGAGGACUCCCUGCCUCUGGACGUGUCUCAGGCCCUGCUGGAUGUGAUGUGUGAGCAGCUCCAGAGUCUGUUACACAUGGUCCACCAGCAGGAGGCGCUGGAGAACACGGCAACAGAGGAAGCAGACCAGGACACCUCCACCAAGAGGAUCCGGAUAGAGGGGAUGGAGAUGGUGCGGAGCAGUAGGGUCAUUGAGUCUCAGCUCGCUGACUUCUUGGUAUUCCUGAGGCGUAUCCUGUCGCUAAGGGUGACCAAGAGAGUCUCUGCCUUCAUCAAGUGGAUCGAUCCACUCAUGACCAUCAUCUCACACAAGUGCUCUUCUGGUUCUCCACGAUUCCGGAACUUGAGAACCAAACUGUUAGCCUUCCACAUUCUGGAAGGUCUGUUACCGGCCUGUUCUGAUACAGCACAGAUUGAACAGAUAGUUGAUCAGCUGUUUGGGCUUCUCUCAGUGUGUAUGUGGGAGGAGCCUUUAGCUGUGAAGAAGAACCAAGAAAAAACAGCAGAGAGCUCCAACAGGGACCCAGGAAGUGAAGAUGAGUCUAUUCCUAUUGGAGACUUCUCCUUUGACCCCUACAAGCUGAUCUGCUGCUCGUUGGAGAGCGGCAACGUCCUGUCUCAUGGAUCAGGAGGGAAGGGGUACGGCCUCGCCACCACAGCCAUCAACUCCGGCUGCUUCAUAUGGAAGUUCAACAUCACCAAGGAGAACAAAGGGAACGAGGGGACUUGUAUCGGAGUGUCACGCUGGCCCAUCCGGGACUACAACCACCGCACCACCACAGACAUGUGGCUGUACCGGGCCUACAGCGGAAGUCUGUACCACGGAGGGGAGCUGGGCCGGGCCCUGCCAUCUUUCACUCAGGGAGACACCAUCACCUGCAUCCUGGACAUGGAGGCUAGAACCAUCUCUUUUGCCAAGAACAACAAGGAGCCUAAGUUGGCUUUUGAAGGUGUGGAGGCCACGGAGUUGUACCCUUGUGUGUUAUUCUACAGCAGCAACCCUGGAGAGAAGGUGGCACUGUGUGACCUCCAGAUGAGAGGCAUGCCCAGUGACCUGCUGCCUGGCGAACCACUGUGUUCCCCCCGCACCACAGUACUGCUGGAGGCCACGGUGCAGCUCCUCCGCAGGCUGCACCAGUGUGACGGCUACUGGACACAACACAUCAACCAGCACAUGCAGAGCCGGCUGGAGCUCAUAGGACCGCUCAUGAAGGAGGGAGGCCUGGGGACCGUCAAACAUGCAGGCCCAAGACCUAAAGGAAUUGAUGAAAGGGAGAAGAACAAGGAGCAGGUCAGGACAUGUGUUGGAGAGGAUACUGUAGAACCAGGAGACUUGGUGACGGGACCCUCAGGCCUCUCUGAGACCCAGCUGGGUGCUUUGUGCUCUGAGGUGUGGCCGGUGCUGGCCUUGAUCGGAGGAGUGGACAGUGGGCUCCGGGCAGGGGGGCUCUGCCUGCACAAACCCAGUGGGAGAAGGGCUACCCUGCUGGGGGUACUGAAGGAAGGAAGCCCCCUAGCCAAGCUUCAAUGGGAGGAGGCUGACCUCUCUGUCAGCUUCCUGAAUUCUUGGUCACCCAGCGACACCCCGCUCUCCUCCUUGGAGCCCUGUGACGUGCCCCAGUGUGACAUCAGCAGAUUCAGAGGCCUCAAACCCUCUGUCCUCUUAGACCUGAUCUUCCUGACCGGCCUCCUGGAGGAGCAGGAGGAGGCCCGGGGACGAGGAGGAGGCGCAGGGAGAACCAGGAAGAGCUGCUCCUCCGAGCAGGAAGAGGAGGGAUGGAGCAUCCCUCGGAGCGUGCUGGAACGCAGGCUAGAUGAAGACAUCGCCCGUGUCAUGAUGGACGAUGAUGACAUUGAAAGAGGCACUGGGGUAACAGAGGAGAGGGAAGGAGAGAGGGAGCGGAACAGUCACCCGUCCCCAACUAGAGCGCUCUCAGAGUCCUGUGACGAUCCAGAGGAGGGUAGUACCUCGUCCUCCUGCCCCCCAACUCCAACCCCAACCCUACCUCCCCCCUCCCCCCAUCAGACCAAGCCCCAGCCAGAUGUCUUCUCCCUGGAGCUCCGGGCUGUAAGGGUUUCCUACCUCCUGCUGGGAGCCUUAAAGUCCCUAGCUGUCAUCCUCAGCUGUGGGAAGUUUACUGACCUGCUGCUGGUGCCAAAGCAUCAAGACCCCUCUACUGCUGCCAUCCUGACCAGUAGCAGCCCUGACCAGGCUAAGCCAGGGGACUCUGGUUCGAGCCCUGCCCCAGCCGGAGAAGACAGCAACGCUGCUGAAAUGAGGUCUGUGCUACAGUUUAUGGUGCGGAGCAUGGUGAAGUGGGCUGUGCGACCCUGCCCUAUCAAACAGAGUGUGUCCCUGUCAGACCUGGAGAGAGCUCAGGUCCUGAUCUUCAAAGGAACUCUCAACAGACUGCAGGAGGACAAAGGAACCAAAGACCGGAAGGAGCAUGGUCACCACUCCUCGUCCCAGCCACUGUCAAAGACUUCCAGCUCUGUGUCUCUCUACAGCACGGGGUCAGAGGGCACCGCCAUCUUCGGUCAAUCAAACGGAGCCUCUGCCUCGUCAUCCACCAAUGACCUGGCUGCUUCUCUGCUCUCUGCGCUGCAGGCCGAUGGCCUGGAGAACUUUAACCCCUUCCUCCCCAUCAACCUCCUGCAGCGGAUGGUGUUAGCACGGUUCCCUACCCUGGCUGGCCUGGUUAAUAACCCCCCCAUGUUGCACGGUCCUGGCCCAGGCUUCGGCCUGGUCACCUCAUCUUCCUGUGAGGGCUUCACAGAGCAGCAGACCAGCUUCAUGGAGCCCUGCGCUAAUUCUCAGGCCAGGAACCGUGGCGCGGAACGGCCUCAAAUGUUUGUCCCAGUCCGCUUACUAGAAAUGGGCUUCUCUAUGAGACAUAUCUACAAGGCCAUGGAGGCAGCAGGUGUGGCAGGUGAAGUAGACUCGCGGACCAUCGAGGUUCUGGCUAGCUGGAUGUUGGAGCACCCCCUGACUGAGGAGCUGCAGAUGGAGAGCCAGCCAGCAGGAGCCUCCACCACUGAAACCCCCUCCCCUGACGGACCGGAGACCGUACAGUGCCCCGAGGCCCCCACCAGCGAACCCAACGAAAGUCUGCUGGCGGGCCUGGACCUGGUGGAGAGGGAGAACUUCUUAGAUGUCCACCUGACCAGGAACAGGCCGCCCCCGGCCAGACGCCAGCGCUCCAGUUUGGGGCACAGAACAUCCUUUAGGAGAGCAGACUCUCCGUCCCCCAACCCCAUCCCACCGCUGUACAGGCAGGACCCAGGGGUGUCUGAGUGGCCGGAGAGGGCGGAGACGCACCCGUUUGCUGCUGAGGAGGAGUCAGAGUUGGGGUACAUGGAUGACCCCUACCAUGAAGAGCCCUAUGAGGAGCUACAGUUUAGAGAGUUCAUCAGCUCGGAGAGAGACACCCUCUGGAUGGUCGAGGGGGGCGAGGAGCACCAGCCCCAUGACAUGGUACAGUGUGAGCUGUGUAACACCCUGACUCUGCAGUUCAACAACCACAUGAAGAGGCAUCACCCGGGCUGUGGCCAGAGCGCUGGGCGGCGAGGGUACCGCUCUACCGGGGCAUACGUGGACGGGUGGUUCGGAGGGGAGUGUGGGUCCGGUAGCCCUUACUACCUACUCUGUAGCACCUGUAGAGAGAAGUACCUGGCAGCUAACCUAGGGGAGAUUGGAUCCAAACAUGACCGAAUGAAAGGGCUUGCUUCUGAUUUAAUUGGACGACUGGACAGCACCUCCGAUGAAGACUGGGAGCUGGGCCCUCUAGACGACUCUGACCCAGACCGGCUGACUGGGCUGGAGGACUUUGGGGUGUUGCUGAGGCCUCUGGGUCUGAGUGAGAAGAAGCUGGUGCCAGACCCCAUCCCCUUCACAGAAAACGACCCGCUGGGAGCGCUGGUCAACAGCACCAGUAACCCUGACGGGUCAAUGAUCCAGAAAGGUGUGGUCAGCACUGACACUAAGGGGUUAGGUUCCUCCGGCCCUCUGACUCUGGGGGAGCAGGCUGCAUCGCUGAGAGACCCUCAGGACAGACUGCAGGCUCUAAGGAGAGUCACCUCUACAGCCCAGAUACUACUGGCAUACAGCAUGGUGAUGAGAGCACUCUCCCAAACAUCCUCUAGUGUGUCAGUGUGCAGUGCCUCUAGUGGUCUGGAGGGCUUGGGCCUGGCAGACAUCCGUAUCCUGGUGCGUCUGAUGUGCCUUGCGGCGGCAGGCCGGGUCCAUACCAGUGUCGACCACCAAGGGGUAGCAGGGGGUAGCAGAGGCUGUGGUGGGGCUACAGAGAGCAGCAGCUCUGCCUUCCUCUCCUUCCUUAGCUCAGCUAUAGGCAGCCUGGUCUCACACAGCCCCACAGCAUACAGGGAGCUGGUGGACAUCUGCACUCAGGAUCUGAUGGCGGCUGCCACAGGGAUGAACCUUGGUGCCAUCAGUGAUCCUGCACAGAGAGUUCGUCUGACCUCCACCCUGAAGAGGGCGCCACAACAAGAUGUCACACCCCUCACACCUCCCACCUUCCUGGUCACACAGAGUCUGGUCUCCCUGCUCACAGAGAAGGGCAUCCGCUACCGCUAUUCUCCAGACAGAACCGUUACCGAGCAGCACGAGUCUAAAGGUCCAGAGGCUGGUAGCCCGUCUGCUGCAGUACCUCCUCCCCAGGUGGGGGCGAGAGUGGGCCCUCUGGAGCUGGCCAACGCCCUGGCUGCCUGUGCCCUGUCUGCCAGGCUGACCAGUAAACAUCGUCAGUGGGCAGCCCAGCAGCUGGUCCAGGCCCUGGCAGCCUCAGAGAGGGAGAGGGACAACCCCAUCCGGCCUCAGACCUACAGCGACAUGGCUGGAGACCUGAGGAAGUGUCCUCUGAAGAAGCUAGAGGGACAUCACGGCAGGGUGACUAGCUGUACUUGGAACAAUGAGCAGGGUCUGUUGGCCACUGGAGCUCAGGACGGGACAGUCAGAUUGUGGGACGUCAACCAGAACACUGCUGACCUGCAGUGCACACACUCCUGUAGCAUCAGUGAUGACAGGCGGGGCUCUGAGGCAGCAGGUGGAGCUCACCUGGUGUCUCCUGUCUACUGGAGCUCUGGAGGUACCCUCCUCGCUGCCUUCCAAAACAAGAUCAUCAACAUCUGGACUGUCAACGGAGCCCAGGGCCAUGUGGAGGCCCAGCCGUCCUGGGUGACAGCCCUCUCCUGGGUGCAGACCUCCAGCCCCUUCCCCACCCAGGGGGGCAUCGCCGGGAAGGAUGCCCAGCCAGAGAGCUUGUUGGUGGGGCGUCUGGACGGAUCACUCUGCUGGUUGCAGGUCACUGAAGACUUCUCCAUUGAGAGCACCGAGCUCACCCGCUGCCACAGGAAAGAAUCUCCUCAGUGUGUGGCGUGGCACAGUGUGGACAAGCCCUUUGCUGUGGGUUACCCCGAUGGGAAGAUCCUACUGGCUACCGCUGAAUCCUACGAGACUGAACAGCCCCUACUACUGUCUGCCUUCCCUGAGAGUGUCAGCAUCCUGCGCUGGGACCCCACGGGCCACCUCCUCCUCUCCACGGGCCGCUCUGAGGUGGUGAAGAUCUGGGGGCGGGCGGGAGGCACCUGGAUCACCCUCCACUCCCUGUUCCACACAGGCACCGUCAACACGGCCGAGUGGUGCCCGCUGCCUGGCAGAGGUCCCGAACCACGCCUUAUGAUGGCUGUAGGAAGCCAGAAUGGUCUUCUGAAUGUGUGGACUCUGCCACAGGGGGGCACUAAUGUGUCAGUUCCUAAGUUCCUGGGCAGCUCAUCCAGUCAGGAGAACAACAGUGGCAUCAAGCGUGGCAGUGCCAAGUGUGUGUUCAGACUGAGUGGUCACAUCACAGCGGUGAAGACCCUGUCGUUCUGCCCCAGUGGUCUGGCCCUGGUGUCUGGAGGUAUAGGAGGACUACUCAACAUCUGGUCUCUACAGGAUGGUUCCAUCCUACAGACAGUGGUGACAGGCCUAGGCUCAGUGGUCAGUACCACCUGGAUACCAAAUGUAGGGGUGGCUGCCUGCUCCGGGAGGUCGAAGGAUGCUCUGCUGAUCCGCUGUACGUCAGACUGGAUCUCCCAGAACCACGUGUUGGCAUCCUGCCGCACCGUCCUCAGAACACAGGGCAUUCUGGGUCUGAACCGUGCACCCUGCAUGGCCGUCUUCCUGGAGAGACUUCCCACACUGCUGCAGGAACAGUACAGCUACGAGAGGAGUCACGUGACAGCAGGUGACCAGUUGGUCCACAGUGCCUUCCUCCAGAGUCUGGCCUCUCUGACCGUCGGCCUUUCCCUGGAACAGUACCUGUGUCGGCCCUGCCGACCCCCCCACCACCACCCUGCCAGCCUCAGCCUCGACUACACACACUCCUGCCCCAUGGAGUGGAGCUGGCUCCAAACCUUCUCCACCACUGUGAAGAGCGCGGAGGCCAUCGCCAGGGGAACAGCGUUCCCAGAAUCCUUCACUGUCCCAGAGUUCCAGCAGGCAGGAACCACAGAACUCACCAAGCCCCUGGACAAUAGUAAGUGGAGCUUCAUGAUGGACGAACAACUCAUGUCCUGGGCCACCACCAGACCUGAGGACUGGCAGCAGGGAGGGAAGAGUCAGGUGUUUCUGUGGGGCAACGGGCGUCACGGACAGCUGGCAGACGCAGGGACCAACCUGAUGGUGCCUACCAUCGCCCCGUCUCUGUCCCAGACACAUCAGGUUGUGUGUGGGCAGAACUGUACAUUCCUGGUACAGGCUAACGGUACGGUGCUGGCUGUAGGAGAGGGUAGCUAUGGGAGACUGGGCCAGGGCAACUCUGAUGACCUAUAUACCCCCACAGUCAUCUCAGCCUUGCAAGGCUACGUGGUGACCCAGCUGGUGACCUCUUGCGGUUCUGACGGCCACUCCCUGGCCCUGACGGAGACGGGGGAGGUGUUCAGCUGGGGUGACGGGGACUAUGGGAAGCUGGGACAUGGGAACAGUGAGAGACAGAGACGACCCAAACAGGUGGAGGCUCUGCAGGGAGAGGAGGUGGUGCAGUUGGCGUGUGGGUUCAAACACUCAGCCGUGAUUACAACAGACGGGAAGCUGUUGACCUUCGGUAGUGGAGACUCUGGUCGUCUGGGUCAAAGAUCAACGUCCAACAAGAUGCUGCCAGAGAGAGUCACGGCACUGGAGGGAUAUCACAUUGGACAGGUAUCCUGUGGUAUCAACCACACCCUGGUGCUGUCUUCCGAUGGGAUGAGUGUCUGGUCCUUUGGUGACGGAGACUAUGGGAAGCUGGGGACCGGUCCCUGCACUGUGAAGUCUUAUCCUCAGAAAGUGGAGCAACUGUGUAACAAGGGAAUCAAGAAGGUUGGCUGCGGGACCCAGUUUUCUGUUGUCCUGGCCAAAGAUGGGCAUGUUUACACCUUUGGACAAGAGCGGUUGAUCGGCCUGCCAGACUCUCUGUUGAAGAACCACAACCGUCCCCAGGUGGUGCCAGCCCUGGAGGGGGUGUUUGUAGAGGACAUAGCUGUGGGCUGUGAGCAUGUCCUGGUUUUGUCUUCUACCGGAGAUGUCUAUGCCUGGGGCUGUAACUGUGAGGGACAGCUUGGCCUGGGUCACUCAAGCCCAGUGAAGGAGCCCACCCUGGUGACAGGCCUACAGGGGAACAACGUCAGACAGAUCUCUGCUGGUCGCUGCCACAGCUCAGCCUGGACCACACCCUCCCCCUCUGUCAAAGCCUCAGGUGCCUCAGCCAACCUGCAGCUGGGUCUGCCCCAGUCUAUCCCUCCACAGUAUAACGCUCUGAAAGACUGCAGCCCUGACGUCCUCAACACCCGCCUCCGGGUGCUCUACCACUUCUCUGACCUCAUGUACAAGUCCUGGAGGCUGCUCAACCUCCACCCCAGGAACCAGGUCUCUUCAUCUCGCUACAGCUCAGGGACAGCAGCCAUCGUCCAGGGCCAGCUGAGAGGCCUCCUGUCCCCCAAGGUCAACACUCUACCCCUGGUCAGAUCAAUAGGGAGGACCAUGACCCAGGGCAAGACCUACGGACCACAGAUCACUGUCAAGAGGAUCUCAAACAGGGGGCGCUCCAGCAAGCCCAUCUUUGUGCAGAUCGCCAAGCAGGUGGUCUCUCUGAACCCCCUGGAGCUGAGGCUGCCCUCCAGGGCCUGGAAGGUCAAGCUGGUGGGGGAGGGGGCUGACGACGCAGGGGGGGUGUUUGAUGAUACCAUCACGGAGAUGUGUCAGGAGUUGCAGUCUGGUGUGGUUGAUCUGCUCAUUCACACCCCCAACAGCUCUACUGACGUGGGAAGUAACACCGACAGGUUCCUGCUGAACCCAGCGGCAGUCUCUGAAGACCACAUGGUCCAGUUCCGUUUCCUAGGCAUCCUGAUGGCGGUGGCCAUCCGUACCAAGAAGCCCCUGGACCUGCACCUGGCCCCCUGGGUUUGGAAGCAGCUGUGUUGUAUUCCCCUGGGUGGGCCGGACCUGGAGGAGGUGGACCUGCUUACCUACCGCUCCCUGCACGGCAUCCGGCACCUGGACAACAGCGGCAUCACAGAGGACAACUUCCACGUGAUGAUUCCUCUGGACUCGUUCAUGGCCCACAGUGCAGAUGGGAAGCUGGUGCCGGUGGUCCCUGGGGGACACAACAUCUCUCUCACCUUCUCCAACAAGAGUGACUACGUAGAGAGGACUCUGGACUACCGUCUGCACGAGAUGGACAGACAGGUAGCAGCGGUGAGAGAGGGGAUGUCCUCCAUCAUCCCGGUGCCUCUCCUCUCUCUUCUCACGGCGCGCCAGCUAGAACAGCUGGUCUGCGGUCUGCCCGAGGUCUCCGUGGAGAUGCUCAAGAAAGUAGUCCGAUACCGCGACAUCACAGACAGUCACCAGCUAAUUGGCUGGCUGUGGCAGAGUCUGGAGGAGUUUGCCAAUGAGGAGCGGGUUCUAUUCCUGCGCUUCGUGUCCGGAAGGUCCAGACUGCCCUCCAACCCCGCUGACAUCACUCAGAAGUUCCAGAUCAUCAAGGUUGACAGGCCUGUGAACGGGCUCCCCACAGCCCAGACGUGUUUCUUCCAGCUGCGUCUGCCUCCCUACACCAGCCAGGCCAUCCUGGCCGAGAGGCUGCGUUACUCCAUCCACAACUGUCCCUCCAUCGACAUGGACAACUACAUGCUGUCUCGAAACACCGAUCCGGCCGACGGAUCCGACACAGAGUAUUGAUGAUACUGGUAGUAAUAAUACUGGUGAUGUUGUAGUAAUGAUACUGAGUACUGAUGAGACCCCCUGCUCAAUAACAACAACAUGGCUCAACAUUACUUGAAAAGCUCAAAGUGUUUUGUCGUUUCUUCUUCCUCCUCGUAUCUUUAUUGGAACUUUUCUUUGGUACAAUAGUCAGUGCUAGCCUCUGGCUCCGGGCUCUAUGUGGCUGAAUGAAUGAAUGACUGGCUGAGUGAAUGAAUGACUGGCUGAGUGAAUGAAUGACUGGCUGAGUGAAUGAAUGACUGGCUGAGUGAAUGAAUGACUGGCUGAAUGAAUGAAUGACUGGCUGAGUGAAUGAAUGACUGGCUGAAUGAAUGAAUGACUGGCUGAAUGAAUGACUGGCUGAGUGAAUGAAUGACUGGCUGAAUGAAUGACUGGCUGAGUGAAUGAAUGACUGGCUGAGUGAAUGAAUGACUGGCUGAGUGAAUGAAUGACUGGCUGAAUGAAUGAAUGACUGGCUGAAUGAAUGACUGGCUGAGUGAAUGAAUGACUGGCUGAAUGAAUGAAUGAAUGACUGGCUGAAUGAAUGACUGGCUGAAUGAAUGAAUGACUGGCUGAAUGAAUGAAUGACUGGCUGAAUGAAUGACUGGCUGAGUGAAUGAAUGACUGGCUGAAUGAAUGACUGGCUGAAUGAAUGACUGGCUGAAUGAAUGAAUGACUGGCUGAAUGAAUGAAUGACUGGCUGAAUGAAUGACUGGCUGAGUGAAUGAAUGACUGGCUGAGUGAAUGAAUGACUGGCUGAAUGAAUGAAUGACUGGCUGAAUGAAUGAAUGACUGGCUGAAUGAAUGAAUGACUGGCUGAAUGAAUGAAUGACUGGCUGAGUGAAUGAAUGACUGGCUGAAUGAAUGAAUGACUGGCUGAAUGAAUGAAUGACUGGCUGAAUGAAUGACUGGCUGAAUGAAUGAAUGAAUGAAUGAAUGACUGGCUGAAUGAAUGAAUGACUGGCUGAAUGAAUGAAUGAAUGACUGGCUGAAUGAAUGAAUGACUGGCUGAAUGAAUGAAUGACUGGCUGAAUGAAUGAAUGACUGGCUGAAUGAAUGAAUGACUGGCUGAGUGAAUGAAUGACUGGCUGAGUGAAUGAAUGACUGGCUGAAUGAAUGAAUAACUGGCUGAAUGAAUGAAUGACUGGCUGAGUGAAUGAAUGACUGGCUGAGUGAAUGAAUGACUGGCUGAAUGAAUGAAUGAAUGACUGUCUGAAUGAAUGACUGGCUGAAUGAAUGAAUGACUGGCUGAAUGAAUGAAUGACUGGCUGAAUGAAUGAAUGACUGGCUGAGUGAAUGACUGGCUGAAUGAAUGAAUGACUGGCUGAAUGAGGUGAUCACUCUUAUCGCUCGCUCUGAGAGAAACAUGUUUAGUUUUUAAGCCUUUUGUUUUGAAUUCACAGUUUCUGCAUGGUAUAGAAUAUUUGUUAACGAAGAACAACUUAGUUUAAAGAGUGCAUAAUCUACUGAGACGUAUUGAUGUAGGAUAAACCUUGUUGCAUUAAGUGGCUGAAUAACCUUUAUGCUACAGGAAGUAUGAGUAAUAUGACUGUUGUAGGCAGAAAGAAAAGGUCUGUGAAUAAUAAUUAAUAAUAGUUCAAAGUGGGGCAGACCUAAAGGCCAUCUUUCAUUCAGACAAUGAUACCACAGCUUCCUGGCUUGAGUGAGUUACAUGCACACAUAUGGUGUUAGCUAGCUAGCUUUAUUUGGUUUGAGCUGGUGUGCUCUAAACCGCCAGUGGACUGCUGUCUGGCUGUCUGGCUGGCUGGCUGUCUGUCUGGCUGGCUGUCUGGCUUGCUGGGAAAUGUUACUCUAGUUGUGGGUAGGCUAGCUGUUAGGGCUCUGUUCAGAUGUCUAUACUAGCACACCAUUUACAAUGAAGCAAUGUAUUGGGCCUGCAUUCUGACUGGACAUUGAAAUGUAGCCUACAUUAAGAUGUAUUGGGCCUGCAUUCUGACUGGACAUUGAAAUGUAGCCUACAUUAAGAUGUAUUGGGCCUGCAUUCUGACUGGACAUUGAAAUGUAGCCUACAUUAAGAUGUAUUGGGCCUGUAUUCUGACUGGACAUUGAAAUGUAGCCUACAUUAAGAUGUAUUGGGCCUGUAUUCUGACUGGACAUUGAAAUGUAGCCUACAUUAAGAUGUAUUGGGCCUGUAUUCUGACUGGACAUUGAAAUGUAGCCUACAUUAAGAUGUAUUGGGCCUGUAUUCUGACUGGACAUUGAAAUGUAGCCUACAUUAAGAUGUAUUGGGCCUGCAUUCUGACUGGACAUUGAAAUGUAGCCUACAUUAAGAUGUAUUGGGCCUGCAUUCUGACUGGACAUUGAAAUGUAGCCUACAUUAAGAUGUAUUGGGCCUGCAUUCUGACUGGAUAUUGAAAUGUAGCCUACAUUAAGAUGUAUUGGGCCUGCAUUCUGACUGGACAUUGAAAUGUAGCCUACAUUAAGAUGUAUUGGGCCUGCAUUCUGACUGGACAUUGAAAUGUAGCCUACAUUAAGAUGUAUUGGGCCUGCAUUCUGACUGGACAUUGAAAUGUAGCCUACAUUAAGAUGUAUUGGGCCUGCAUUCUGACUGGAUAGUGAAAUGUAGCCUACAUUAAGAUGUAUUGGGCCUGCAUUCUGACUGGAUAGUGAAAUGUAGCCUACAUUAAGAUGUAUUGGGCCUGCAUUCUGACUGGACAUUGAAAUGUAGCCUACAUUAAGAUGUAUUGGGCCUGCAUUCUGACUGGAUAUUGAAAUGUAGCCUACAUUAAGAUGUAUUGCUAAUACUCUAUUUGACCAGAGUAUUUUUAAGUAAUGUUACUGUCAGAGCUGUGUCUGAGAGGGAGAGAGAACAGAGACGGUGAUAAAAUUAUGAUUAUACUCGAGCCCUGAAUGCUGAUUGGCUGACAGCUGUGGUAUAUCAGACAGUAUACCACGGGUAUGACAAAACAUUUAUUUUUCCUGAUCUAAUUAUGUUGGUAACCAGUUUAUAAUAGCAAUAAGGAACCUCAGGGGUUUGUGCUAUAUGGUCAAUAUACCACAGCUGCAUUGCGUCGUGCCUAAGAACAACCCUUAGCCGUGGUAUAUUGGCCAUAUGCCACACCUCCUCGGGCCUUAAUGGUUAAUAAUAAUGGAGUCCCAAAUGGCACCUUAUUCCCUUUUCUAGUGCACUUGGUUUGACCUGUAGUGUACUAUAUAGAUGCCAUUUGGGAUGGAGACUAAGUCAGAGUCCCAAAACAAGCCUCAAUCUGUGUCCAUAUAGAGUACCCACUCAUGUAUUGUCUUGGAUGAAUGUAAUGCCACCUAAUGAACAAUGCACUCGACAGAUUUAAACAUUUGCCAAACUUGAACUGUACUGUACUAUGUUGCUGCGUAUUUAUACAUGGGCUUGUGUUUUUUUGCAGUUUGUGAAAAGUGUAGUGUUUUAAAUUGCAGUGCUUUCUCCCUGAAACAAAGUACAGGGAUGCGGUGGUAGGUUUUUGAAACGCAUAGGUCAAAGAUUUAGACAGACCACUAAUGUAGUGUUCUGAAUUACAUGCUUUAUUUUUUUUUUUUUUUGCUUGGCCCAAAACACUAGCGCAUGAACUCUUGGAGAGAGACAAAGACCCUCCCAGACUUCUGACUCUUGGAGAGAGACAAAGACCCUCCCAGACUUCUGACUCUUGGAGAGAGACAAAGACCCUCCCAGACUUCUGACUCUUGGAGAGAGACAAAGACCCUCCCAGACUUCUGACUCUUGGAGAGAGACAAAGACCCUCCCAGACUUCUGACUCUUGGAGAGAGACAAAGACCCUCCCAGACUUCUGACUCUUGGAGAGAGACAAAGACCCUCCCAGACUUCUGACUCUUGGAGAGAGACAAAGACGCUCCCAGACUUCUGACUCUUGGAGAGAGACAAAGACCCUCCCAGACUUCUGACUCUUGGAGAGAGACAAAGACCCUCCCAGACGUCUGACUCUUGGAGAGAAACCAUCCCAGACAUCUGACUCUUGGAGAGAGACCAUCCCAGACUUCUGACUCUUGGAGAGAGACCACCCAGACUUCUGACUCUUGGAGAGAGACAAAGACCCUCCCAGACUUCUGACUCUUGGAGAGAGACCAUCCCAGACUUCUGACUCUUGGAGAGAGACCACCCAGACUUCUGACUCUUGGAGAGAGACCACCCAGACUUCUGACUCUUGGAGAGAGACCACCCAGACUUCUGACUCUUGGAGAGAGACCACCCAGACUUCUGACUCUUGGAGAGAGACCACCCAGACUUCUGACUCUUGGAGAGAGACCACCCAGACUUCUGACUCUUGGAGAGAGACCACCCAGACUUCUGACUCUUGGAGAGAGACCACCCAGACUUCUGACUCUUGGAGAGAGACCACCCAGACUUCUGACUCUUGGAGAGAGACCACCCAGACUUCUAUGUCGAGGGCAAGGCGUCAGUGAACUACUGACUGUGUGCUGUGGAUUACAGUAGCAUAUCGCUACAUUAUUCUACUUUUUAAAAGGUGUUUCUUCCCUUAAAGAUUUUGGACUCGAGUAGCAUCGUUGUAAAGCUUGGGACUACGUUAAGAAGAUCUUCGGGGAUAAAGAAAACAUGAUUUAAACUAAAAAGUUAAAUAAAAAGGUGUAAUGAUUGGUUGUUGUGAUGUUUUCGCACUUUAUAGACCUGUAUACAUUGUUGCUUGUGCAAAGAAAAUAUAUUAAAGGGGAUUUCUUGCAGAAAAUCAUAAUUGAAUAUCCUGUUCCUCACCCCCUGGAAUACUGGACUGUAACUUGUUCCUCAUGCCACAUCAAAUCGUCUAGUCUAAAUGUCGAUAAGAUGAGAACCUGCAAUAUACCACUCUUUCAGGGACAAACUGUGCAACACUUUCACAAUAACAGCAAUCCUCAAUUAAGAGGAACUGAAGCUAUAUGAAAAUAAUAAAUGAUGUUUCUCCAUAGAUGUGCUGUGAUGAUAUAGCCUAGUUUUGAAUGUUUGGAUUUGAUAGCUAUAACAUUUGUUGUAUUUAGUAUUUAAGGUGGGGAGGAAUGAUAUACAAAUCAUUUUUCUGUUGGACUGUCUCAUUUAAGAGCAGGCGGUAUUAUGUAGAUUAAACCAUGUGAUUAAAUAUGAA
Messenger RNA from Oncorhynchus keta (chum salmon), 20116 nucleotides. Its product is annotated as probable E3 ubiquitin-protein ligase HERC1. The coding region runs from base 330 to 15008 and encodes 4892 amino acids. The transcript is spliced from 81 exons. The record is from RefSeq and is a predicted model, not a curated record. Gene Ontology annotation, molecular function: ubiquitin-protein transferase activity; protein binding. NCBI's taxonomy places the organism in Eukaryota, Metazoa, Chordata, Actinopteri, Salmoniformes, Salmonidae.